This is a messenger RNA of Fusarium coffeatum, 2946 nucleotides long. RefSeq lists its product as uncharacterized. NCBI's taxonomy places the organism in Eukaryota, Fungi, Ascomycota, Sordariomycetes, Hypocreales, Nectriaceae. The record is from RefSeq and is a predicted model, not a curated record. The transcript has a single exon. The coding region runs from base 1 to 2946 and encodes 981 amino acids.
AUGCAGUUGAUGCUCACCUUUGUGGGCGUGGCGCUUGCCAACUUGGCUGCUGCUGGUCCUUGUAAGCCUAGCAAGCCAACGACUGUCAACAGUCUUUCUCUCACUGCCCCGACCACCGAGAUUUCCCACAGUUCCAACGUUCCAAGCCUGUCGCUUCCCGAAUCCGCUACCACUACCCAAGAAUCCGAAGUCAUCAUCACCAACACCUUUGACGGAGGCAGCUUUGCCCAACGCGAUCCUAACACGCCCAGUGGCCUCACUGGCGUAAACACUGAGGGGCAGGUCGAGUUCCACUCUGGAGGUUGUUAUAAGGGAGACGGCAGCAAGGACGAUGGUUGUGCUGCCUUGUCUGCUACCGGAAACCCCGCUGGCAAACGUGACCUCGGGUCUUUUGCCAGCAUGUUCCAGACUCUCAACUCCCUCAGCACCGGUCAACGCAACAAGUACACUGUCCAGUUCUACUACCUUGUCUUCUCUGCUGGAACUCAAGCCUGUACCAUCAGUGCGACAUUUGGCAACAGACAGUUCUACUCUCAGUCCCUCCUCACCUUGGGCGGAAUGAACAUGCAAUGGAACCAAGUUCUUCAGCAGGUUGAGGCUGACUCCUCCUCUGCCAGCUUUGCUAUCUCCAUGUCCUGCAGUGGUCAGGGCAUCUCCAUGAUCUUGGUUGACUCGAUCUUCAUCUCCAACCAAGUCACUCCCGAUAACAUCGGCGACUUCAAACUUGACCUUGGCGGUGGUGCUGCUGACCCUGAGCCUAUCACAACCACCGAGUCUGCACCUGCGUCUGCCUCUGCUCCAGUGACUGUCUCUACUACUACAGAAGCAGGUGGCGUUAUGGAGUCUAAGACAUCCUCCGCUGAUGGUUCCCCUUCAACGGAAGGCCCUCGCACUGUCAGCGACAGCGCUCCCAACACUCAAGAACACGAGACUUCCACUAAUGCCCCCUCUCAUACUGAGAAUGCUACCACUCAUGCUGAGGAGCCCGUUUUGACAAACCCUCUUUCCAACACCGUCGAGCCUCAGACGGCGAGCAGUAGCUUCCCCCUCGGCCAAGAGUCCCAGACCGUCACAGAUGCUGCUUCGGAUACUGAGGCAGCUACUGCUCAUACCGAAGAACUCGUCUCUACAAACCCUCCCUUCAGCACCGACGAGACGUCGAUUGCGACCAAUAGCUCGCCUCACACUCAAGGGUCCCAGACCUUCAGUAAUGCUGCUACUGCCACGGAGGACCCUUCCACUCAUACCAAGGAACCCGCGUCGACAUACCUCCCUUCCGCCACCGCUUCCCAGGAUGCAACUGAGGCCUCCUCCAUCACCACUCAAUCUCAGGGUUCCAAACCAACCACAUCCGAUGAUGUCCAAGAAAUUAGCCCUACCUCGCCUGUAGGAAGCUCAACUCAGCCUGUCGAGCCAACAAAAACCGCUUGCAAAGCAACAUGCGCGACCAUUGACAACGCCCGGCAUCAUGUUGCAGACUGGAACUGCGCUGUUUAUGGAGUGUAUAGUGGCAGUGGUGAAAUCAUCCCUGCUCCAGGCCAGGAGCCCGAUAGCGAGGGCAACCGAGUCUACUACAGUAAUCCCGGAGAAUGUGCUGAACUCUGCAGGGCCAUGCCAGGCUGCAAGACAAUUGGCCACCAGUUUGCCGGGGCUUUGUGUUUCCUCUCAACCAGUGUUAUUACUGAGGCGGAGGUCCGCCCAGUCUGGAGUGAUGACAGAGAUGUUGACUGGUAUGCAUUGGAUAAAUGCUUCACAUGCUCUGGCUGCGAGUCUGGUUCUGCCGAUACAUCUGCUCCGGCGAUUGCCUCGACCACUCAAGUCCCCACGCAGGUUGCAACAACCAAGUCCAGUGAGCCCACUGAAACUGUUUGUCAGCCAGCGUGUGCCCUGAAGGACGACUGGUACGAUCACGAUUGUCGGGUCUAUGGCGAUUACACGGGCGACUUCUACGAAUUCCCUGGACAGGAUGGGUGGAUUGGAAAAGCUUCUGGGUCCGAGGAUUGCAUGGCCAUGUGUAAGUCCACACCGGGCUGCAAAUCAGCCGGUUUUGCUCAAAUGUUCCGCAAGUGCUAUGGGUCCAACAAUGUGGUCACUCAAGCAGACACCCGUGAAGCGACGAGCGACAACAUUGACAAGGAAUGGUGGGGACCGCAGUGCUUUAACUGUGUUAAUGAUAAGUGUUUUGGUUCGAGUGAUGAGACAACCACUCAGGCUCCUGAGCGAACUACCUUUACUACCAGAACUUCUGCGCCCGCGACAACAACCACAGCUCCUGCUGAUAUCUGUAUCUACAACCGCGGGCAGUACUGUGAGUUUAAUCGGUUCAAGGACCACGGCGAUACUGUUUGCGUCUGGGCUGGCACAUACCCCGGCGAGACAUACACGAAGACUCGCGAAGAAUAUCCCUACCAGGAUGAUCCUUAUCAGUGUAUCGCCAUCUGUCAGACACUUGAAAACUGUGAAUCCGCUGGAUAUUACUCCACCGAGAACCGCUGCCUGUUCUCCGCCAAGGAACUCAAGAAAUCAGACAUGGUUCCAGGCGCUCACAACUUCGAUAACUCCCUCUGGCUAUCGAACUCCUGCGUCAAUUGUCCCACAUGUUCCAACUCUGCUCCUCUGCCCCAGACGGACAAGUGUUCUUACAAGCAAGGCGACACAUGCACACGCAAGGCAGGCAAGGAUGGUGCUUUGUGCAACUACCAAGGAAUGUGGGAGUGGUACAAUCAGCAGAGCCUCGAGAGGUACCCUGAUCAGAGCUCUCCCGAGAAAUGCAUGGCUAUUUGCCAGGCGACGGAAUAUUGCAAGGGCUCUGGGUACAAGGAUGGUCGAUGUAUGUUUUCUUUCGGAGAGCUCAAGACGGCCAACUUCAGAGAUUGGCCUGACCACUCGCGGGAUGGUACUUGGGAUGAUCCUUCUUGCUUUGAGUGUCCCGGUUGUACAGAGUAA